Messenger RNA from Sphaeroforma arctica JP610, 171 nucleotides. RefSeq lists its product as hypothetical. The transcript has a single exon. The record is from RefSeq and is a predicted model, not a curated record. NCBI's taxonomy places the organism in Eukaryota, Ichthyosporea, Ichthyophonida.
CUGUUGCCCGUGGGUGUGGAUCAUGUCACAGUUGUGUUGAACGAGAUGGAGGCCAUCGGAGAAGUUCCCUUCAGUUUCAUGUACGCCUCAUACGACGGCAUGCUCUACAGUGAACCAGCACUGGUCAAAGUACACGUAUCAUGUGGUGGAGGAAUGUAUGGUAUGUCGUAA